Mytilus trossulus (common blue mussel) is the source of this 3030-nucleotide messenger RNA. RefSeq names its product angiopoietin-related protein 7-like. The transcript is spliced from 5 exons. Lineage: Eukaryota; Metazoa; Mollusca; Bivalvia; Mytilida; Mytilidae. The coding region runs from base 64 to 1734 and encodes 556 amino acids. The record is from RefSeq and is a predicted model, not a curated record.
UUUGAAAUGAACGACUUAUUCUAAACUUAAUUGUUAAUUCAGUUUCUUCAAAAGUGUUUACUUAUGAAAAUGCAUACUCAACUAUCAUUCACAACGUUGUUUGUGAUUGUGUCUAUUCUUUAUACAGUUAUUGCGGAUUCUUGUAACAAUUCAUCUUGUGACUCGGUUAAGAUGCCUCUGCUUUCGAAUAGCUUGAAAGCUCCUCUGUUUGCUGAUUUUGACGUGUCUGCUUUAAACGAGCAACUAAAGGAUUAUAUCGAUCAAAACAUUAUUUCUAUAUUUACAAAAAAAGUGGAAGGCAUUGUUAGCAAAACGCAAAGCGAUAUGAAAACACAUAUGCUAAAGGAAUAUUCGUCAAAGUUGGGACAAUCGGAUGUGUUACAUGGUAAAACUUUUUCAAGAAUGUUCAAUGAGUUUGAACAGAGAUUUUUUAAUCUAUCUGAAAAACAAAGUGAAAAUGCGACUAAGUUAAUGACAGAUGUACAGGAAUGGAAAAUAGCUCUAAUAGAAACAAUGAAAGAACAUAGUGGAAAGCUACAGAAGUCUGAAAUUGCAUAUGAGAAUAAGUUAUCAGAAGUUAUCAAAAACUAUAAUGAUAGGUUUGCUCAGAUAUCAGAAGAAGCCACAAAAAAGCAAAGCGAUUUGCAAACAUAUAAGCUAAACAUGCUAAAGGAAUAUUCGUCAAAGUUGGAAAAAUCAGAAACAAAACAUGGUGAAACUUUAUCAAGGAUGUUCAAUGAGUUUGAACAAAGAUUUGUAAAUCUGUCAGAAAAACAAAGUGAAAAUGCGACUAAAUUAAUGACAGAUGUAAAGGAAUGGAAAACAACUCUGAUGCACUCCAUAAAAGAACAUAGUGGAAAGCUCCAGAAGUCUGAAAUUGCAUAUGAGAAUAAGUUAUCAGAAGAUCUCAAAAACUAUAAUGAUAGGUUUGCUCAGAUAUCAGAAGAAGCAACAAAACAGUUCUCUGACAUAAAGACAAAUCUAAAAGAAUGGCAAAACAAUCUGGUUACCGAUAAUGUGAAAUUAAUCUCAAAUAAUUUAACACAGUUUGCAAUAGAUAUGGAAAAAUGGAAAAAAAAUCUUACAGAAUCAUUAGUGGACAAGUUUCUGUCCAUGAAGCAGUGCAUUGGUACAAAUCAGAUAUAUUGGGAAAAGGACGGACUUAAUGACGAUACAAGCGUUUUCAGCAAAUUUUGUAACUAUGAUGUUGAUGGAGGUGGAUGGAUCGUAAUACAAAGACGACAAGAUAACCUUACUGAUUUUUAUAGAACUUGGUCAGACUAUAAAAAGGGGUUUGGAAGUCUGAAUGGCAGUUUUUGGUUAGGAAACGACAAUAUUCACAAACUCACGUCAAGUGGACGGUAUGAAUUACGAGUGGAUUUAAGUGACUGGGAAGGAGGAACAUGGUACGCUGUGUACAAGACGUUUAAAGUAGAAAACGAAUCAUCCAAAUACAAACUUACUGUUGGUGAUUACAGUGGCACAGCAGGUGAUAGUCUCAAGUCUCAUAAUUCGGAAAAGUUCUCUACAAAGGACCAAGACAAUGGCAGUGAUUACAAAGACUGUGCCCAAGUAGCACAAGGAGGAUGGUGGUAUAACAGUUGUCAUGAAUCAAAUCUAAACGGUAUCUACAAAAGAGGCAAAUCAGAUCAUUGGAACGUGGUUAGUUGGAGAGGAACAAAAGGAGACGAAUAUUCAUUAAAGUUUGCUCGCAUGAUGAUAAGGACAUAUUAAAUGUAAAAUGCACUGUUUACUUUCUACAUAUUGAAACAGGGAAAGACAUUACAUCUGACACGCAAAUGCAUAUAUUUGAAUUUGAAAGUUAUGAACUAUGGUCAGAACACGCGAUUUUUAUCUAAACAUUUCACAGUCCCUUUUUACGCAAUCAAUGGCGAAGAUAUUUAAUGUUGAACUUAUUUAUUUGUUAGUGGUUUUCGGAUCAGUGUAUAAACUUCCAGUUUGACAAAACAAGUGGAGGUUUACCGUUUAACAUCAUCUAAUUUGACCGUAGUAUUCAUUUCAUAAAUACUCUACUAGAGCAAUUUAGUUGACACUUAAAUUUUUCUAAUAGGUUUUUUAGUUGCUCAACACUUAGUGUCGUAGUCAUGUUUUUUUACUGAUUUUGUUAUAAUUUUUUUUUUGAUAUCUGAGGAUCACACCAUUUUGUGUAUUUUCAUCUGAAAUAUUUUUGAAUUUAUUUUUAAAUUAAUAUGGAAACAUGUUUACAAUUGUUAAGUUAGUCAGAUAUCAUUAUAUGGAUUGCGUUUAUGUUAUAUAACUUGUCAAAACAUAGACUUUUUUUAAUGAGCGAUUUUUCUUUUCCCCGGUUGCUGCACCAGGUCCUUCCACUGAACCGAACCAGGUCCUUCCACUGAACCUGGUGGUCGCAGUUGUAAAAAAUACAAAUAAGAAGUUCAUUAGUUUAAAUGUACUUUUGUCGUCAAUGUCUUCAUAUUUCAAAUUUGUUUGUGCAUUUGGGUUAUGUAAAAAAGUACUUUCAAUGUAUUUUCGGGAUAUUGUUUUCAAACCAUCAGAGGAAUUAACUGAUUUAAAGGUUAUUCCCAGCUCGUGCCAUUUGAGAUCGAUCAGGUAUAUUAAUGUAAAGAUCCUUGAUCCUUAAACCAUAUGUUCGAGAAGAAUUUAGCAAUUGAAAGAGUGUGUUCAGAGUAUAAUUCCUUGCUUUUGAAAAACGUUAAAAUAUUUUUAACUAGAUGGGAUGCCCGUCAGCCAACGUUUUGUUUUCGAUUGCUACCAUGUUUUGCUGAUGGCUUAUUUACCUUCUUUUGUGUUAUAUUUAAAUCUUAAUAUAUUAAUACUCAUAACAUGUUUGGUGUCAAAACGGUAAGACACUAUGUAUGAGUAAUCAAGAUACAUGUAUGAUAAGGGAGAUUGUGUGUUAACAACUAUAGCCUUACAGUACAUUACAUUUUAACGGAUGUCGCUCUUUUGUAAUGUUUGAUAAUUUUUGUAAUACAAUGUAUAACUGUUGUAAAUCAUGAAUUGUUGUUGUAAAUAAAGAGUUUAGCUGAA